Messenger RNA from Colias croceus (clouded yellow), 4443 nucleotides. It is a transcript of the gene dlp, whose product is annotated as glypican-4. NCBI's taxonomy places the organism in Eukaryota, Metazoa, Arthropoda, Insecta, Lepidoptera, Pieridae. Gene Ontology annotation, cellular component: cell surface; plasma membrane; synapse. The transcript is spliced from 11 exons. Gene Ontology annotation, biological process: regulation of protein localization to membrane; cell migration; regulation of signal transduction. The record is from RefSeq and is a predicted model, not a curated record. Bases 167 to 2485 code for a protein of 772 amino acids.
GGGCUGCGGCCGUCAUGGAUCGCAGUUAGAGCGUCGCGGGCCUGUUCGAUGGCACUAUAUUGUCCAAAGUUUAUAUUAAAAAUUAAAUUAAUUUCUUUAUAAUUUAUUAAACGUUUUAGAAGAAUAAGUUGAUCUUAUUUUAUUCGUAAAUAACUUGGUCGCAAACAUGGCUGUGAACGUGUGUUGUUGUGUUGAAUUGUCGCCUAACAAAAAAUCGAUUUUUGGAUUGAGAAUGAAGAGCCAAAUAUUGUAUUUUGUAUUGUUUAUUGGCUUUUUGGUGUCGGUAUCGGCAGCAGACUCGGAAAUGUCCUGUGCUAAUGUGAAAACAUUAUUUGAAAAGAAAGGAAUGCUGGCGAUGAUUGACUUGCAAGAACAGCCUAAUUCAGACGCGGGAGAGCUCUGCGCCAACAAGGGUUGCUGCGGGCCGGCCGCACGGCCGCGCCUCACGCAGCAAGCGAGGAUUCAGUUGGAGGGACAAUUGCGCAGUGAGCUGACGAAGCUGGCAGAUGUACUGGGGAACAAGGCGAAGAAGUUUGAUGAAUUCUUCCGGAAACUUCUACAGUUGUCCCGCGAAGAGUUCCACGCUAUGUUCAAACGGACAUACGGAAUGAUCUACGAACAACAUUCGUACGUCUUCGUGCAGCUAUUCGAGCAAUUGGAGAGGUACUACACACGCGGCGACACAGAUUUUGACUCAAUGAUGGAUAGUUUCUUCGGAAUACUCUACCAGAAAAUGUUCACGGUUCUCAACUCGCAGUACAGUUUUGAUGACAAAUACCUAAAAUGCGUAAGCGAGCACAUGAGAGACAUCCAACCAUUCGAGGAUGUGCCCUCCAAACUUUCCGUGCAACUCCGUCGCGCCUUCGUUGCUACACGCACCUUCCAUAAAGCAUUGCGAGCUGGAGCAGAUGUUGUCAGGAAUAUGGUACAGGUGGGAGUGAGUCAAGAGUGCGUGACUGCUUGGGCUCGAUUACGGUACUGCGGCACGUGUGCGGGCGACCCGACGCUCGCCUGCAGCCGCUACUGCCACAAUGUGAUCCGCGGCUGUUUGCCGGCUCAUGCUGAUCUUAGUGAACAGUGGGACGCUUAUGUUGAUGCCGUGGAAAAGGUAGCUGACCGCCUGCUCGGGCCGUUUAACAUAGCCAUGGUAGUCGGACCGAUAGACAUAAAGAUAUCAGAAGCCAUCAUGAGCUUCCAGGAGCGCAACCAGGAGAUAUCACAGAAAAUAUUUUCUGGUUGCGGCAAGCCUGUCUUGGGCGGUGGUGGUAGUUCUGGCCCGUUCUUCGCACCAGACAGGACGCGAAGAUUCGCACGUUCCUUACCAGAAAUGGACUGGAACAAGGCGAACGACGUAGACGAUUUCGUGAUAGAAACGUCGCUAGAGACAGUUGUGAAUAACGACCCGUCACUGAACAGCCUCCGGACGCCAGAGGACAUCAAAAGAGUGACGGAGGAGAUGGAGGAACAGGCGAAGUCGAGGUCCCGGUUCCUGCAGUAUAUGAGGGGAGAUAUAACCUUGCAGCAGUAUGAGGAACAUGAGAGGGAGAGAGAGAAGAGAGACGCAGACCCGGAGCCGGCGGGAGAGAUAGAUUACAGGUCGUACGAGUUUGAUGGCAAGCGCGGUUCGAAGAAGAAGAAGCCAGCUACUAAAGUCGAAGAGAGUCAUGGCGCAGAAGGCGGCCCGGCCCUCGAGCGUCUAGUCCGCGAGACGCGCGCCCGCGUGCGCAGCUCGCGGCGCUACUGGGCGCACCUCCCCGCGCUGCUGUGCGCUUCCGCCAGUAUCACAUCCGCGCCCUGCUUCAACGGGACGCACGUUGCCGCAUACACAGCAAUAGCAGCAGGCGACGGGAGCACAGCACUAGCGUCAAACCCGGAAGUGCGCGGAACUCCACCGCCCUCUAGCGUCGCUAGAACACAACUGGACUCGCUGAAAACGCUCACAGCAAGGUUGAAGGAUGCGUAUAAUGGAGUGGAGGUGCAGUGGAAGGAUUCGGCUGAAGAUCUGCAAGCGGCUGAAACUAAUCUAGACUUAUUCGAGAGUGCUGGCUCAGGGUCUGGCUCCGGAGACCACAUCGAUGAUAAUGAUGAUCUGCCUGAUGAUGACGAGGAUCGGGAUGCUGGCAAUGACUAUCCUGAAGGUUCCGGUGACCACCAAACGGACACAGAGACAACAGACAUCGACACGCACAGCCAGACACCGAUAUCAGAAGUGCCCAACAUCAUUGACUCACCGGCCAUCAACAACGGCCAACCCCGGCUUCGUACCGAUCUCACCGGCCCUGAUGACGUCACAGGCACCGGUAUUGGCACCGAUAUCGAUAUCGACACCAAUACCGAUACCGAUAUCAGUAAGGAAAGGACACCGGUGCGCGAACAACCGGUCGCUUCAGCCGCAGACAGGCCGUCGCUACAAAACGCUCUCUUCUCAUACGCUUUGCCCGUGGUGUGCGCGUGGUUCGGUACAAUCGUUACCGACUUGUUUUAAACUCCACUAGGCGAUGACAUUUAACGGGCAACGCAUAAUAAAUCUCACUGGCUUUUAUUAUAUACUGAACUUUUCAACAGCAUCUUGACUUCUGGUUCAGUGUUAUAAUCUCAAUCAGUGUUGCACAAUAAAUGAACCCAAAAAUGUCGUCGCCAAUGCAGCCUAGUCAGUGCGAGCGACGGUUUUGAAGCGGUCAUGUUACACGCACGAUCCUGUGAUAAAUUGAGGACGGAAUAUUGUGGCAAGUUUUGACCUGUCAGUGUCAGAGGACAGAUAAUAAAAGUGACGUUUAAAUACAGAUUAUAAAUUGGUGGUUCGUAUCUCACGGUCGGAUAUCAAGUGAUCGACAAUAACGGAAAUAACUAUCCCAAUGAAUUUAGGUCGUAAUCGAAAAAUGUUUAGAGAAAUAUCAGCCAAAUUGUGUAUUUAUUUAAUGAUCUUGUAAAUAUUAACGUGUAAAUUAUGAUCGAUUUAGAUAGCGAAUGUUUUUAUUUUCACGUACUAUGUUUGUAUGUAAUGGUCUUUUGAGCCGAUUUGCUUCGCGUUCGGAAAGAUUAAGGAAACGAUAUUUAAAAUUAAAAAAAAAUUGUCUAUGAUGAAGGAUGUAGGAAUAGUGUAAAUGUACAUAAAAAUGGCGCGAAGCAUCGGCGAUAUGAAAUGUUAUAAAAUGUAAAUAAAAUUUAGUCGUUAAACUAAGCAUAAGUUGAGACUGAUUCGCUUUGCUUUAUUAUGUUUCAUUUAAUGCAAUGGCAAGCUUAUUUUAUAAUACUUUAAUAUGAAAUUUUCUUAUUUUUUGUGACCGCAUUUUCUUAUUCCUACUAAGUAAACGACUCGUGUCAUAAUUUGUUUAAUUUUUAAUUUUAUAUACAAUUAUUAAAAUGCAGUUUUACAUUAUAAUUUCAAUGUAAAUAUUUUUUUUUAUAUUUCCAAUGCAUUAUAUUUUUAUUUCUUCUUAUUCAAUUUAGUCUUGGUAGCUGUUAAUUAUUAUAUUUUAGGAAUUUUAUAUUUAAAAUCAAUCAUUUAGUCAUUUUUACGCACAACAUUGAAAUUAAUUAACAUGUACUUCAAUAUAAAUGCUAAAUUAACUGCCUACUUAUUUUUUAUUUUAGACUUUUUGUCACCAUAACGCAAAUUUUUAAUACGUGCAAGUUGCGGGACCAAAACUAAACCCUUAAUAAUUGUAUUGUGCCAUCUACUUUUAACUAAAUAGUAAAUUUCUUCGCAAUGUAUCUUGCACAGAUUAAUAUUUUUAUCACCAUGACAUCUCAUAGAAUAUAGAUUUAUAUACUGGCAAGUUUAACUCAUGAACUUUGUUUCUUGUAAUAUUAAAGCAAAAAAUGUUUAAAAUUUUAUUUUAUUUGUGUAUUUAUUUACCUAAUGUUUUUAAUGCAUUUUUUUCAACUGGUAAUUACGAUUUACGUGACAUUUGUAUAUUAUAAACAUUUAAAAAUGUAAUUUUUGUCUGUUCUAUGUUAGAGAUAGCUUUUUUACAGUUCGCUUAUAUAUAAUAACAGGGUAACAUGUUAUAUAGAUUUACUGCGAGUUGAUUUAUGAUUCAGUUUUAAUCUGUUCAUUAUUUAACCAGAAAAUGUUUAACAUUUACCGAUAUACGUUCAAAUCAUCUAUUUUACUUUUAUAUAAGUUUCAUCAUUUUUAUGUAACUAAGAAUGCUCAUUGUAAGAAAACUGAAUACCAGUGAUACCAAGUUAAAUUACUCAGUCAUGACUCUAAUUAUUUUACUAUAAUAUACGUAAUUUGGAUAAUUAUUAAUACAUCCCUUGUAUUAUGAAUCAAUCUAGCAGUCACACUUCGUUGAGAACGAUGUAUUGUCAAGAAAUGUUGCCUGUUUAAAAAUAUCUCGAUUAUUAAGUGUGACAUUAAAUACGAAUAGGUAUCGAAAUUUUUAUAAAAAUAUAUUACUGCAUAAGUAAUGUGUAAAUAAAAUGGUAACAUGUGUA